AUGCGACCCCCGAUCCAUUCAACAGAAUCAGAAACAGGGCCGAUAUGAGCUCAAUCCAUCGCAAUUUAUGUCCAAAGAUUCACCCAACACCCAUCGAACAUACGACGAGGAAACAUGCACCCGGCGACAGAUGCGUGAUGUGAUCAUUGUGGACUCUUCUGAUCCUGUUGGUCCUGCUGAAGGUCUUUUUCAGAAACCAUUUUACGAGUCGCUUGCGAGGGCCCUGCGACCCGGUGGUGUGGCCUGCACGCAGGCAGAGAGUAUAUGGUUGCACCUUCCAAUUAUUAAGGAAGUCGUAUCUAUUUGCUCUGGAAUAUUCACUGGUUCUGUCAACUAUGCGUGGACGAGUGUCCCAACCUAUCCAAGUGGAGUGAUUGGGUUUAUGCUUUGCUCAACCGAGGGUCCAACAAAAGUGAAUUUUAAGAAGCCCGUUAAUCCCAUUGAAGGGAUUGUUACGGGUGAAGCUGCGAAGUCUAGACCAAUGAAGUAUUAUAACUUGGAGGUCCAUGAAGCGGCAUUCAUUCUUCCUCAAUUUGCGAAGAGCUUCUUGCAGGAUUCUCUCAGUACAUGA
Messenger RNA from Marchantia polymorpha subsp. ruderalis, 571 nucleotides. Lineage: Eukaryota; Viridiplantae; Streptophyta; Marchantiopsida; Marchantiales; Marchantiaceae. The record is from the annotation of a GenBank genome assembly.